Messenger RNA from Frankliniella occidentalis (western flower thrips), 1360 nucleotides. RefSeq names its product homeobox protein mls-2. The transcript has 5 exons. Gene Ontology annotation, cellular component: nucleus. The record is from RefSeq and is a predicted model, not a curated record. Gene Ontology annotation, biological process: cell differentiation; regulation of transcription by RNA polymerase II. Gene Ontology annotation, molecular function: RNA polymerase II cis-regulatory region sequence-specific DNA binding; DNA-binding transcription factor activity, RNA polymerase II-specific. The coding region runs from base 197 to 1360 and encodes 387 amino acids. Lineage: Eukaryota; Metazoa; Arthropoda; Insecta; Thysanoptera; Thripidae.
GUCCACGACGCCGCGCCCCGGCAGCACGCGUGCAGCACGUGUGCCUGUUUGUGUCCGUGACGACGCGCGACGACACGUGACGACACGUGACGAGGCUGUGACGACACGAUGUGACUCACUCCAGCGGACACCCGGCAGCAUUGGAGUACGCGAUGCCGUGAAGUCCCGGGUGCGCCCCGGACGGACAGCCACCGCCAUGAGAGCGAACUUCCCCGCCGAGGCCGGCGCCGAGGAUGGUGGGCCCGAGGCCAAGAGGUCCCACCUGGAGGAGGACGUGAGGGACCGCCUGUCGUCCGAGCUCUCCGAUCGGGACCGGGACCGGGACCAGGACCUGGACAGGGAGCGGGACCAUGCCGACGAUGCCGACCCCGAAGAGAGGCUGGAGGAAUCCGAGGAACACGCCAGGCUGCAGGCCGGCCUCCAGGGCGUGCUCCAGGGAGGCCUCGGCGGCUUCCAGGCGGGGCUGCGCGCCGAGGAGCUGUUGCGUCAGCGCCAGGAGGAGGACAUCCGUGCCGUGCACAAGUCCUUCUUCAUCCGGGACCUGCUCGGGGACGUGUUUGCCGCCAGGACCGCAGUGUCCGCCCCGAGCGACUCCGACUCGGACGCGCCGCUGGACGUGGACGACGACGGGGAGCCGGAGCGGCCGGAGAGACGCUUCCUCGGGCUGCACCUGCCGCUGCCGCUGGCCCAGCGGCUGUCGGGCCCGUUGGGCUCGCUCGGCCUCGGCCUGCAGGGCCUCCAGGGCAUGCCGCUGCCGCCGCUGCCCGGCCUCGGGGCGGGCCUGUCCCUGCCGCUGCCCCGGCCGCAGGCGCUGGCCUCGCCCUCGUCCACGGCCUCCCCGGCCUCGCCGCACUCCGUCGGCGGGUCGGAGGCAGCGUCGUCCACCCGGGAGCAGCCGCGGUCCUCCGGGGGCGGCUCGGGCUCCAGUGAGGGGGCGGGCGGCGGGGGCGGCUCUGGGGGCGGCAGCCGCAGCCGCAAGCCCCGACGGCGCCGCACCGCCUUCACGCACGCCCAGCUCGCCUACCUGGAGCGCAAGUUCCGUUGCCAGAAGUACCUCUCCGUGGCGGACCGGAGCGACGUCGCCGACGCCCUCAACCUGUCCGAGACCCAGGUUAAGACGUGGUACCAGAACCGCCGGACCAAGUGGAAACGGCAGAACCAGCUGCGCCUGGAGCAGCUCCGCCAGCACGCCAACAUAGACGACCUGCUGGCGCGGUCGGGGGCGGGCGACUGCUGCGGCCCGCUCCACCCCCCGCCCGCAUUAAAACUCUUCGAGUCCUUACCACUGUUUUUCCAGUGUUGGAUCAAUGAAAUUCCAAUGUGUCAAGAGAAAAAUCCUUUAUAUUUUUCUUUCGAUUGA